CUGUCAUCUGAGCUGUCAUCAUAUAUAACCUUUCUUGUUUGCAUUUCUACCAAAAAACGAAAAAUAUUAUAAUUUUAGAACUUUUUCAAAUAAAUAUAAACUUUUAAAGUCUUAAAAUGGCCCAAGUUAUUAAAUACAUUGGUCGCAAAACAGAUUUCCGUGGAAAACCACUAUGGGAAAUUCUAGGCAAUUUGAAAAAUCACGGUGUAGGUCGAAUUGUUGUUCGCAGCAUGUUCGAGCGCUAUCCAGAACCAUCGUUUAUGAAAAUUCUCAAAGUUGAAGCUGUUCCUAAUUCAGAAGACCGCAAAGUCCGUGUAACCAUAGAACGAACUUUCCGUGGAGUCACACAACCCAAACCAGUUGUCAUCUAUAGCACAACAUACAAAGCUGACUAUCGGCUCAUACCCAAAGAUGAGGAAGCGGAAUAUUGCAAAUCUGCUGUACAACAAAAAGAAAUGAUUCUUCCCAAUGAAAUUGAGUUUCCACCUUUGUUGAGAGAAUUCGUGAGGGAAGAGACUGGAAAUGAGAAUCCCAUGAUGAAGGUGCAUUUCAAGAAAAACAUCAACAAACUGGCACGUUUGGCUGAGCCGGGCGAGAAGCCAAACAUUGAAAUCAGCAUGGGUCUAGGGAAACCAGUCAGUCCCAAAUUAUAUGAAAAUUGUUUGUAAAAUUUAAAGAAAUAAAUUGUUCAAUCAAAUAGCUUGUAUUUACUUUUA
Eupeodes corollae is the source of this 716-nucleotide messenger RNA. RefSeq lists its product as uncharacterized. Gene Ontology annotation, cellular component: mitochondrion; mitochondrial small ribosomal subunit. Lineage: Eukaryota; Metazoa; Arthropoda; Insecta; Diptera; Syrphidae. Gene Ontology annotation, biological process: mitochondrial translation. The record is from RefSeq and is a predicted model, not a curated record. The transcript has 2 exons. Gene Ontology annotation, molecular function: structural constituent of ribosome. Bases 117 to 668 code for a protein of 183 amino acids.